Messenger RNA from Silurus meridionalis, 1711 nucleotides. It is a transcript of the gene ucn1, whose product is annotated as urotensin 1. The transcript has 2 exons. Gene Ontology annotation, molecular function: hormone activity. The coding region runs from base 992 to 1372 and encodes 126 amino acids. Gene Ontology annotation, cellular component: extracellular region. NCBI's taxonomy places the organism in Eukaryota, Metazoa, Chordata, Actinopteri, Siluriformes, Siluridae. The record is from RefSeq and is a predicted model, not a curated record.
UGCGAUUCAUUAAAACCGUAUUUGUAUUUUUAAACACGACACAUUGAUAUUAACCAGAUUUACAGAAAGCAGGAUAUCAAGUCUCAGAUUUAUCUCUGAGGUCAAAAAAAAAAAAACCCAGAGAGGAACCACUUCACACCUGGGUGAACCCUGUAUAGCAUGUAAUUAUUCAUUAUUAACCCGAACCUGAAUUUGUGCAUUAAUGUUUUAACUUGUCCUACUCAAGUUAUUAGUCACUCUUUAUGUUGUCUGUAGUUUAAGAUGAUCAUGCAGAGACUUUGGGAAAAGUAGUUAUAACAGCAUACAUACAAAAGGGAAAGACAUUGUGAUCUGCACGUGUAUAUGACUGUCCGGUCCUUCUGAUUUUAUAGUUUUAUCACGUGAAAAUGGAACUUUAUUGAUAUUUUAAGAAGAAGACCUCCUCUUGAUUGAAUGUCGUAAAUAUUGACAAUAAUAAUUGAAGAGGAAUUAAAAAGACAUGAUCAACAGUGUGAGCAGUUUUAUAUUUAAGGACCAUGGUCAGCUCCUCCCCUCCCAUCUCUCUCUCUCUUACACACACACACACACACACACACACACUCAGAUUGAUCAAUAAUGACGUUAAGAGAUGCUCAUCCUCGGCACAAACUUUCUACAGAAUGAACAAAUAGACGUUUAAAUGUUUUUUUGUUAUUUUUCUGGGAAGUUCUUUACCCGUGUUGGUUUCUCUGAGAUCCUCCUGUGCUUAAGAUCCACCUGGCCAUCAGACUGGUCAGCUAUAUCCCUCCAGCUCGAGCUGCUCGUCUAAUUUACAGGCAGUUUAUGCAUUUGCACUGACGUCAGUGAAGCUUUCUUGGAUGUAUAUAACCAUUGCGCAGAAACCGCAGCGUUUCCAAAAGCCACUGUGAAGGAUCCGACUUUCGUUCUUUCUCUCUUUUUUUCCCGACUGCGACUUUUUCUGUAAGAACUUUUGAAGGAGAAAUACAAUUAAGGUGUGUCUGCUCUGUCCAGCAUGAAGCCUGUCUCCUCUGUCUUGCUGAUAGCGGCUGUCCUCUUCUUCACUCACAUUCCUCCGAGUUUAUGUAGACCUCGGGAUGUACACCUGCUGGAUCGCCGUGAUGACUUUAAUAGCCGGCUUGAGGCGUUCCUCAGGUCGGGAGAGGGCGAGGCCGUGUCCUUCCUCGGUGGCGGAGACAGUCGAGGACGUGCAACACUCCCCGUCCCGAACAGUCUGGAGGAACUGAUGGGUCUCACCAAGAGGAACGACGAUCCGCCCAUAUCGAUCGAUCUGACCUUUCAUCUGCUGCGCAAUAUGAUCGAAAUGGCGCGGAACGAGAAUCAGAGGGAACAGGCAGAACUGAACCGCAAAUACCUGGACGAAAUCGGGAAGUAAAAAAAAAGAGAUAAAAAAUCAUCCCGACUCAAUUUUCAGACCUCAGUUUGCUUUCUUGAUUUUUUUAAUUUUUUAUUUUGCUAAAGCAUUAUUACUGCUUUACUGGGAAACAAUCAUGACUUCUGCCCUCAGUGCUACAUGGUUAAACCAAAUGCCCACUGAGUGGAGACCCGACAGGAGGAGAACUGAACUCCAUCCUACAGGAAUCGAGGUGUGUGUGUUUCUCUAGUGCACGUGGGCUGCAUAGGCAACAACCACCAGUGUACACGGAGUCAAUAAAUUUCACUUCUUAAGCUCUUUACCUGUGCUUUAUUUGUAGCUUCUGCACACCUUCUUCCU